This is a messenger RNA of Aplosporella prunicola CBS 121167, 2289 nucleotides long. RefSeq lists its product as uncharacterized. Lineage: Eukaryota; Fungi; Ascomycota; Dothideomycetes; Botryosphaeriales; Aplosporellaceae. Gene Ontology annotation, molecular function: protein binding. Bases 26 to 1891 code for a protein of 621 amino acids. The record is from RefSeq and is a predicted model, not a curated record. The transcript has 2 exons. Gene Ontology annotation, biological process: cell division.
UGGCGCCUCCCCCACACCUGAGCUUAUGGAGAAGUUCCUACGCGACUGGCGAAAAGACGCCCUAGAUAAGCACCAGCAUGACUCUGCCAUUUUCAUUGGCGACAAGCUGCUCGCUAUAACCAACAGUGACCAAGAUGCCCAAUGGCUGGCCAAGGCGCACUUCGAGACCGGAAACUACGCGCGAGCCCAAAGCAUCCUCUCUCAAAUACUAUCGAAACCGGACGCUGGCGCAAACAAUCCAUCAUGCAAAUACCUGGCCGCCCAUUGCUGUAUAAAACAGAACAAGUACGAGGAGGCCAUGUCUAUCCUUGGUGAAAAGAACCCCGUGCACCUUAUCACCGGCCCGGACAAUGCUCGCAAAAAACUUCAGCACGUAUCUACCGACACCCGAAAUGCCACGAGUAGGUCGCAUCACCACAAGUCCGGCUUGCGCAGCGAUCGUGUGGAUCGGAGUGAAGAGCGCGAAAAGGAAGACCUCUCCAACAUCAAGGCUGAAGCCUCAAUGUGUUAUCUGAGAGGCGUCUGUUUCGCGAAGCAGAACGCUUUCGACCGGGCCAAGGAAUGCUACAAGGACGCUGUACGCAUUGAUGUGCAGUGUUUCGAGGCGUUCGAUCAAUUGAUGAAGAACUCUCUCAUGUCUCCAGAAGAAGAAUGGCAAUUUUUAGAAUCCCUCGACUUCGAAACGAUACCCGCGAGUGAUCCUUCAUCGGCACAAGAGGCGGCCGAGUUUACUAAGAUGCUCUACAUCACACGCCUUUCCAAAUAUAAGAAUUCAGACCAGUUCACGGCUGCAACGGAGGCGCUCUCGACGCACUAUAAGCUCGGCAAUAAUCCUGACAUAUUGCUUUCAAAGGCCGAGCAGUUGUUCACUCAAUGCAAGUUUCACGAAGCGCUUCAGCUGACCUCCACGAUUCUGGAAAAAGACAAGUACAACUUUACUACUCUGCCCAUUCAUCUGGCCUGCCUGCAUGAACUCAACCUGAAGAAUGCGCUCUUUCUGCUUUCGCAUGAUCUAGCCGAUACUCACCCCGACGAGCCGACCUCCUGGCUUGCAAUCGGAGUGUACUAUCUCACAAUCAACCGAAUAGCUGAAGCGCGCCGCUAUUUCUCCAAAGCCUCAAUGAUGGAUCCACACUUCGGCCCGGCGUGGAUUGGCUUCGCACACACCUUUGCGGCUGAAGGCGAGCAUGACCAAGCAAUCUCCGCUUACUCGACCGCAGCCCGUCUGUUCCAAGGAACUCACCUGCCACAGCUGUUCCUAGGCAUGCAGCAGCUCCAGCUGCACAACCUAUCUCUAGCCCAGGAAUACCUCAACACAGCCUACCAGCUCUGCCAAGACGACCCUUUGCUCUUGAACGAACUCGGAGUCGUCUUCUACCAUCAGGACCACCUCACCGCGGCCAUCAAAAUCUUCAACAUGGCUCUCGAGACGUCAGAAAAGCUUUCUCUCGCCCCCGGCUCGCCUUCGUUACUUGCCACCCGCACCAACCUUGGCCAUGCAUAUCGCCGCUCUCAGGACUACCAAAAGGCUCUCGAUUGCUUCGAUUCGGUACUUAGGCAGGGCGGAAAGGACGCAGGAGUCUUCUGCGCCAAGGGCAUAGUCCUGCUUGAGCUAGGUCGUGCGUGGGAUGCGGUAGUGGCGCUGCAUGAGGCGUUGGCCGUGAGUCCGCAGGACCCUAUCGCGACAGACCUGCUGGGCCGGGCUUUGGAAGCAGUGGAGAACGUGGACCUCAUGGGACAAAGCGAAGAGGAAGAGGUCGAUCGGAAACUACGAGGAAGCAAGGGCGAGGUCAGGCGGCGCAAUCAAAGGAGGAAACGGGUGCUGCAGCUCGAGGACGCUGCGCAUGAGGGUGUCGGGGAGAGUAUGCUGGUCGAUGAGAAUGAAACUUGACGACUGAUGCGGCGUGUCUAGGGUUUGGCAUUGCGUGGCGUUGCGGUGUGGGGUAUACUGUCUGUCGUGGACUACUUGGGUACCGUCCUCAGACCUUUGGAAAUCAAAGCUUCUUGUGUCUGUUCCCUCGGUGUGCAGGCGACGGGGCUUUCACGGUUGUUGAAUUCGAGUGCCCGUUUCUCUGGGGGUUAAUUGCCGUUAUCAACCGACACUAUUCUUACAACCUGCCAUCAUAAUAUCGUAUACGGAUCCUCGGAACCCUACUCUACAAGCUCUCUGGCGGCUGUGUAAUCUUGGUCAAAUGAUCACCAUUCAGCUCUUUCAUGAUCCUACCCAGCCCCUCAUGGCUAUAGUCUUUCUCAUUCCACAUAUCCUUAUGAUACCGCACCUUGCCCUGC